CGAUUUUUAAAAAAAGAAUAUCUCAUUUUAUUAUCGAUAUUAAAGAAAGUAUUGUAUUUUACGACAACCAGAAUUAAGAGAAGUGCCAUUUCCGGUAGGUACACACAGAUGAAGAACGAAGUCGGAGAAUGGAUAAUUCUGUCUUGACUGAAGAAGAAAGAAAGAAAGUAAGUGCCUUUCAAGACAAAGUGAAUAAGCAGCGGAGAAAAGAUGGACAAGAUUCUCUGCCAUGGAAUAUGGCAGUCAAGUUUCUUAUGGCCCGCAAGUUUGACUGCCAGAGAGCCUUAGAGCUGUAUCUUAAUCAUGAGGAUUGUUCUGGACAGUCGCUGUUGACGGGUCUGGAUUUAUCAGGUCUUAGGGACGUCAUUGUGUGGUGUGUCAGCAUUGAACAACAAGAGGAGGAGACGAGGCACCGGGAAGAUUUGACUGUGAUCCAGGCCUCUGAUGAAUUACUAAAAAGGGAACUUUAUACAGAAAAGUUUACAAUCUUGAGUGGUAGAGAUAAGAACGGUGCCGCCAUUGCCUUGUUCACAGCUAGAAUACAUCAGCCCAGUCUGACAUCCCAUCAACUGGUACUAAAGGCCCUGGUGUAUCAGCUAGAUGCAGCAUUAGAGAGCACUGAAACUCAAAGAAAUGGCUUGGUAUUUAUAUACGACAUGACAGAGUCCAAAUAUUCCAAUUUUGACUAUGAACUGAGUAAAAAAAUCCUUAACAUGUUAAAGGGUGGCUACCCAGCUCGACUAAAGAAAGUCCUCAUAGUGACGGCUCCACUAUGGUUCAAAGCACCUUUUAAGAUUCUGCGCCUUUUUGUAAAAGAAAAACUUAGAGACAGGGUGUAUACAAUAAACUUGUCCCAGCUUACACAACAUAUACCUCAAGAUGCACUUCCAGAACAGUUAGGCGGCAAAUUCAUCACCAACCACAAGGCAUGGCUGCAGCUGUGUUCCCGUGUGGCCCUCAAAGAAGACCCCGAUAUGAACACUUACUUUGUGUCUUGUAAGCGGCCUAGCACAGGGGAUGAGCAGGGAUCCUCAUGUCGCAGCAUGUCAAGUGAUCUGUCGGAAAACAUGCUACAUAGUGACAUUGAUUCUGAGGAAUCCAAGGAAACGGUCAAUGAAAAGCAAAACAAUGAAGAUCUAGAAAAGGAGGACUCUAGUGAUGAAAAGGAGGUGAUUGUUGAAAAAGACGACUCCUUAAAUUUGGUUCCUUCAAAGCGAAGAAUAGAUUCUGUGGGUAAUAAAGACUCUGUAAAAAGAGCGGCACAGGAGACAAACAGUGAGAACAAUAUUGAUGUAGACUCAGUCGACGCCCCUCGAAAAAAGCGACCCACCUCCUCCACCUCCUCGAUGUCAAAUAAUGCGGUAGAGGACAGUUUACACAUGCCAGAGGAGGAUGGCAUGGACCUAGACCAGCUGGUAGAAUACACACGCAGCAUGAGGAGGCGCGGCCUCAUGGAGGAAUACGCUAGUAUUAAGAUGGAACCCCCUGCUGGAACUUUCACUGUAUCUAAGGCAAAGCACAAUCUUCCCAAAAACCGCUACUCUGAUGUUUUGUGUUUAGACCACUCUAGAGUCAAACUAAGUACACAGAGUAACGACCUCAGUUCAGAUUACAUCAAUGCUAACUACGUGGAUGGCUACAUGCAAAAAAAUGCAUACAUAUCAACGCAAGGCCCAUUACCAAGGACAUUUGGAGAUUUCUGGAGAAUGGUUUGGGAGGAACAAGUUAUGGUCAUUGUUAUGACCACAAAGGCAGUGGAGAGGGGUCGUGCUAAGUGUGGUCAGUACUGGCCUCCAGAGGAGGAUGGGGAAGAACAGCAUGAAAACUUCCUGGUCAUCAACACACGUAUGGAGGUGUACCAGGACUACAGCAUUACCUGGCUGUUCCUACUGAAUACCAAGAGCAAUGAGUCUCGACAGAUUUACCACCUACAGUUUACUUCCUGGCCAGAUUAUGGGACGCCCAGUUCUGCCGCAGCGUUUCUAGAAUUCUUGUUCAAAGUCCGAGCUUGCCAGGAAGAGGCUGUCAGUUCCCUGGGGUCAGAGUGGCAAGGCCACGCCCUGGGUCCCCCCAUAGUUGUGCACUGCAGCGCUGGAAUUGGGAGGACAGGGACAUUUAUAACUACUGACAUCAGUCUUCGAAGAUUGGAACACAUACAGACUGUUAACAUUAGAGAAACAGUGCGUCGCAUCCGAUCACAACGAGCCUUUAGUAUACAAAUGCCCGAUCAGUAUGUGUUCUGUCACUUUGCCAUCAUUGAGCACGGCAUGCAGGAAGGGGUGGUUGGCGAUGUGGACUGGACUGGGUUUGAUGACAGUGAUAGUGAUAUGAGUGAUUGAGGGCAUUUGCACUUUACGCAUCAUGGUACACAAUGAGAUAAAGUAUGCCAUGUAGUUCAAUGUUUUGAUGUUUGCCAUCUAAAAAAGGGAUCUCAUGUGAUCAUGCCACAUGAUGGAAUUUGUUUUUGUUAUGACUUGAUAAGUGUUAUUGAUAUAUUAUUUGUAUUGUUUAUAUUUUUUUUGUACAAGUUUAUUUGGUAUUUUUGUAGUCGAUUUGUUAUAGGUUUCUUUAGAAUUUUUCUUUUGUAUAGCUCUGGAACAAUGUGUAGAUUAUAUUUUUUCUAUUACCCUUUUGGGUAAACCACCAUUGUACAAAAUGAAUCAUUUGCUAGUCCUUCACUAAAAAAACAACCUUCAUUGUACAUUUUUUAUGUUUUGUUAAUUUAUUUCAUUUGAUUGAUUUAAUUUAUGCAUUGUCAUGGGUUUUUUUAACAUUUAAACGGUGCCAAUUUUUAGACAAUUUAAAACAAUGUUUGUCAACAAAGUUGACAUUAAAUGAUUAGAUCUGAUUCAUGUUUCUGAUUUGAGAAAAUGAGAGAAGCAUUUGUCCUAUUUUGCCUGUCAUAGUUAGAACCUCUUUCAUUCACUGAUUUAUUUCUUAAAAGAUUUGACUUUGAUUUAAAAUAAUGGACAUUGUACUCUUGUAUAGUUUAUUAGACCUCAGAGAAGUUUGAAGAUGAAGGCUUAGUACGUCAUUUAAAUGUUGGACACAUGCCGUCAUUGGGUAAUAUUAGCUUGUCAAGUCUGGAAAAUCAAUUCUAAUAUUUAGCAGGGUUUUUUUAAGGAUGUUAAAAACUUUCUAAAGCAAGGGGUAAAUAUAGAGCCGUUUAAAUUUAUGCAAGUCAUUUUUUUGGAUUCAAAAAGUUUCGACUAGCAGAUAAUACCAGACAGAAUUUCUGAAUUUUGAAGUGAAAUUUAAAUAAUUGUGAAAAUAAACGGAUAAUUGAUAUUUUAUAGGCAGGCAAAUAUUUAAUUUUCCCAAUAUUAUUUUACUGUGUAUCUCUGUGUACAUCUUGAUAAAGAAUUUUUAUAACAAAAUAGAAAAGUUAUUAAAGCUUUAAGAUUUGAAGCAGGAACGCUACUGUUCCCCUAAAGAAUCAAGUUGUUUCGUGAUCUUGAUCCAUUAAUAUUUUAUUUUACUAAUUUUAGUGAUACAAUUGUGUAUUAAAUAUUAAGAGAAAGCUUAUUGCCUCACUAAAAUCAUAAUUUUACUAAUACAUAUAUAUAAAAGCAUAUAAAUAUUUGAAUUUUUUACACAGUCAUACACAUGAAUAUUUAUAAAUGAUGUCUAUUUGUACAUUUUGUAUCACAGAAGAUGUAACUUAUUUGAAAUCCAGAAAUAUACUUUCUCAGAUUUUUUUUUUUUCAAUUUGAAAAUGUAGCGAAGUCUUUACUUUUGUAAAUGUGGAGAGAUAUUUAAAGAAUUUAUUUAUAUCAUUUAUCAAAAGAUAAAACUGCAGACAAAAUCCAGGGGUAGACAAUCAACUUCUUACGUGUCUAGUUUGUAGGGAAGUAACUUAUAACUUUGAUUUGCCCCAUUUUAGAAGUUCUUCAAUUUGUUAUAAUAGCUUGUAUACUCAAUUUAAAGCAUUAUUUUUUGAGAAAUUAAUUUUUUUUAGUAGGCAAAAUGAAUAGUUCUCUUUUUGUAAUACAUGCACUACUUUUACUAAGUAGCUAUUUGUUAUUUGCAUUGGGACUACUUUUAUUGAUUAAUCUGUGUGUUGUAACUGUUUGUCUUUAAUUUACUUGAAAAUUUAGUCAGGUAAAGUGCAUUAGGAAUUGGAUCUGUUCUAUGGUAUAGUUAUCUAUGACAUCCAAAUGGAUAUUAGAUUUGUGUCUACAUUAAAUUCGCUGGAGAAUGAAAAAGUAUGGAAAUAAUAACUUUUAAAUAAAUAAAUUUAGAUAUUGAGAAUUUAUACCUACAUUAGAAUUUAAUUUCUCUCUAAAUAAUACUAUAAUUGCCUUUUUUAUAUUGCUUAUUUGUGCAGUCUAUUAAACUAUAAUGUUUUAUAAGAACUACUAAAUGCCACUUAGUCAACAAAUUCAACAUUAGAAUCAUCAAAUUUGGACAAAAUGUUUUAAAAAGGUGUUGUAUAAUGAUUCUUGAUAUCAGUUGCUAAUUAAGCUUCAGAAGGCAAGCACUUGAUGUUAGUUCAAAAUUACAUUCCAUCUCUUUACUUCAUAAUCGAAUAACAAGGCGGGAAAAUAAAGUAUUAUUGGGUAGGAAUUACUCAGAUAUCACACUGAUAUGUGUGAUAAUUGGCCUUAAAUAUACGUUAUGAAACGCGAAGUCGACAUCAAGUACUCUGUCUCACCAGAGUUAUCGUUCCUGCUGUGCUGCAGCGUCUUUUGAUGUGUUGAGUGCAGGGUUCCGCGCUUAAUCAGUGAAUCUCCUUUUUCUAGUUAACUAUAGUAAAACAAACAAUUUCUUAUGAUUAUAGGUGUAAACAAAUGCCAGUCUCUUGUUCAUCUUCCGACAAACAACUGAAAAAACAUGUUAAGUAAAAAUUAAUGUAGAAAAUCUGUUAUAGCAGAGAUGCAGGACAUAUGGGGAAAAACAGUAAUUCUGGAAUUUACUUUAUUGCGAAUUUAGUUUUACUAUGUGUCACCUCCAUUUUGGCAUUUGACAGUAUGUUUAUACGGGCCAGUAUGUAGUGUUGUCAGAUAGCGAUGUUGUACUGUGUAUACAUGUAGUCGGUGUCCUUUUGUUAAACAAAAUCAUUUGUAUGUUAUUAUAUGUAAUACAUCGUUUAUCAUGUCCGUAAUUAUUGUCACUCCUUGAUAUAUUAAUAAAGUAAAAAAAAAACC
Molecule: messenger RNA, 5147 nt
Organism: Magallana angulata
Lineage: Eukaryota; Metazoa; Mollusca; Bivalvia; Ostreida; Ostreidae
Product: tyrosine-protein phosphatase non-receptor type 9-like
Exons: 13
Coding region: 129-2339 (736 amino acids)
Biological process (GO): protein dephosphorylation
Molecular function (GO): protein tyrosine phosphatase activity
Source: RefSeq, a predicted model, not a curated record